Messenger RNA from Alternaria triticimaculans, 279 nucleotides. RefSeq lists its product as uncharacterized. Lineage: Eukaryota; Fungi; Ascomycota; Dothideomycetes; Pleosporales; Pleosporaceae. The transcript has a single exon. The record is from RefSeq and is a predicted model, not a curated record. Bases 1 to 279 code for a protein of 92 amino acids.
AUGUCCACCACUCCGCCUAUCAAACGAGACCUCUCUUGGACUUUCGAUCAACUCAAGACAAAGUACGACAUCCUCUGGAACACGUAUUCUGAUCAUCACGUGCCGCUUGAUGAUAGGAGUGAAGAGGAUCAGAAGAGGAUUGCCGAGCUUGAGACUUUGGUAGAGGAUUUCAAGAAGAAGGACGAGGCCAAGCUUGAGGAGCAGAAGAAGAGCGAGGCGCGGAACAAGGCAUCGAUUGAGUCGCAGAAACCAUACGAAGGAGACCCACACAAUCUCUAG